CGCAGCGCCAAGGUUUGCGCCUUGCGGCCAUGGAGAAGAAGCUCACUCUUCUUCAAGCGGUUUUUACGGCGGGAGUCUUCUCCGCCGUCUCCUUCUGGUAUGGCUUCAUGUUCGGAAGGGAAUCUGCUCGCAAGGAGCUAGGCGGACUGAUCGAAGACCUCCGUCGAGGCACCGCCGGUUCUGAGCCCAAACAUGAGUAGAAUUAAGUUAUUUUGCUGCACUCGAAAGAAGAUGGUUCAUCUGUUUGACUGGAUGGAAAUCUUUAUCCUGAUCACUGAGACUUAUCAUCUGAGGCACAUAGAGUGGUUAAUGGUUGAAAUCUAAGAUGGUGCAGUUUUCAAGUCUGUAAUGCAUUUCAUCAUUUUCAAACUAGAUAUACUAGUCUGUGGCCAGCAAGCAGAAAGCUCAUCAGACUGCAGAUUUGUAUGUUUUGUUGCUCUUUUCUCAUAAUAUGUGGAAAACUUCCAUCUGCUCGGUCCCUCAAUUUGCAAUCAACGAACGUUGUUACAUGGUUUUGAAUAUAGUCGGCUGCUGAUAUUUUUAUGUACGCAUCUAAGUCUUGGGAUAUGAAAGAUGCAUUUGCCAUUUC
This is a messenger RNA of Elaeis guineensis (African oil palm), 589 nucleotides long. RefSeq lists its product as uncharacterized. NCBI's taxonomy places the organism in Eukaryota, Viridiplantae, Streptophyta, Magnoliopsida, Arecales, Arecaceae. The record is from RefSeq and is a predicted model, not a curated record.